AUGGAGGGGGAAGUGUCUUUCUCAGGGGGCAUCAGGAGAAAGCUGGACGAGAGACGUCGCCGACUCAGGGGGGGGUCGGACAACCCCUCGGAUGCCAGCAGCACGACCGAUCAAGACCUUGACGUGCAGUUCAUCCGAGUCGAGAAAGAGCUGGAGUUGAAGACGAAGGAACUCUAG
Messenger RNA from Ectocarpus siliculosus, 177 nucleotides. The record is from the annotation of a GenBank genome assembly. Lineage: Eukaryota; Phaeophyceae; Ectocarpales; Ectocarpaceae.